CCACCACUACUAAUUUCUCUAAUAUUCUCUCUCUCCAAUAAUGGACAAUACAAACGACACUCCAACCAACUACGCCCUCAACGGCAAGAUAAUGCUCAGUUCCGUAACCAUCCUCUUCAUCGUCGUAUGCGUGGUCGUUUGCUUCCACACCUACGCCCGGUGGUGCUCAACCCGGGCCAACAACAGCCAACGGCGCCGCCACCGCAGUCCACGUCAGCCGAUUAAUUCCCCAGCCACCGACGCAGCGGUCAGUAUCUCUUCUCAGAGCAGGUUGGACCCACAAAUCCUCAAAACCAUCCCAAUCUUCGUCCACUCUUCAACCCCCGCCGCCGUGCUAGAAUGUGCCGUGUGCUUGUCGGAGUUCGAGGACGGCGACCGAGGCCGUACUCUGCCAAAGUGCGGACACGAGUUCCACGUCGCGUGCAUCGACGCGUGGUUCUGGUUCCACUCCAACUGCCCUCUCUGCAGAGCUCCGGUUCAAUCCGAGAAUGUAAAUGUUACUGAUCCCCCGGAGACCAGUUCGGCCGAUGUCGUGAUAUCGGUGGUAAGCGAACCGGCCGGUGUAUCGGAGACCCGAGAAUCAACCGAUUUCGCCGGUUCUUUUCCGGUGGCCGGUUUGCAGCCUGAAUGGUGCCCGAGAAAGGCGGAGGGGCUGGUGGGGUUAGCGGCAGGAAUGGAGGCAGGUUCGGAGGAGAUUUUUUGUUCGGAUUUGGAAAGGAAUCGGUACAAGUCUCUGUCGUUGAAAAGGAUUUGGAGUAUAUAAUUAAUGUCUGAGAACUAAAACUGUUUAAGGAUGAAAGAAUUAGAACUAACCGACAGUGCUGUGGAAGACGAACCUCGGAGAACAGGGGUGGUGUUUUGUCGGAGCGAUGUUGCUUUGGACGCGCAGCACUUCAUUUGUAUACGUGGCAUUCAGCCGUAAAUCUUGUAUAUAUAAUAUGAUGAUAUAAAUUUUGAUUUCAAUUU
This is a messenger RNA of Morus notabilis, 966 nucleotides long. RefSeq names its product RING-H2 finger protein ATL5. Gene Ontology annotation, biological process: protein ubiquitination. The coding region runs from base 41 to 763 and encodes 240 amino acids. The record is from RefSeq and is a predicted model, not a curated record. Lineage: Eukaryota; Viridiplantae; Streptophyta; Magnoliopsida; Rosales; Moraceae. The transcript has a single exon.